AUGGCCGAGGGGAGCCGGCCGGAGCUGAGGCUUCUCCCGGGUUUGUACACAGGGAAUAGGAACGUUUUCAUCGGAGGGAUUGGGGACAAGGAAUACCCCUCCGCGGCGAGAAACGUGAGUAUUGUCGGGUGGGGCGCGUCACCGCACGUCGCCGAAGAACCAGCGCACGCGUACGCGAGCACAGCCGCCGUGAUCUCCUGCCAGGGGAGGAAGUCGGACGGCGAUUCACACCCGGCCACGCGCGGGAUUUGGCUGAGCGAGGGGCGCAUCACUAGCCUAGCCAACCUCACCGUCACAGACUGCCCGGCGGGGGGAGUAGGCGUCGACGCCUGGGCCGGGGACGACCCGUUUUCGUUCCCGGUGCUAUCUUCCGUGACCGUCGCGGGAAAUGGCGGGGAUACGUGCGAGAAGGGCGGCGGCGUCUUUGUCACUGCAACAACAGCGAGCGAGGAAGGAGGGGGCUCCGUGGGCGGCGACACGGCGCGAACGAGGGGGGGGUACCAGACGGUGCCAGCGUUGACCGUGUCGGGUUGCGUCAUUCGCAACAACACCGCGCGGUCGGGCGGCGGGAUGGCCGUCAGUUCGGCACCCACCUCUCUGCUGCUAGCGUCUCGACCCCGGGCGGCCCCCGUACCCCCGGAGUCGGCGGAAAGUUCUUCGAAAUUUCCGGGCGAGGAGGCGCCGAAAAGACCGGUCGAAGAAGAGGCAUCGGGUCUCGCAGGCGAAAUUCGCUCGAGGAACCGUCUUGAGCGGACGAGUUCCAACUCCCGGAAGGGUGGCGCUCUGGUAGGUGCAUCAGCGGAGGAGGAGGGGUCGAGCGGCGGUGGUGCCUUGCUGAGCGUUGUUGUGAACGGAGGGACGGUUUUGUCGGAGAACCGAGCCACGUCCGGCGGGGGCGUCUGGGCGGCGGGCGGGGCGGUGUCGGCGACGGGGGGGGUUGUCGUUAGGGACAACGUCGCGGGGGCUCUGCAGGAGGGCUGCGGCGAGGAGGAGAGCUGCGGCGGCCGUGGCGGCGGCAUGUGCAUAGACGGCGGUUCUCUAUCCCUGGAAGGCGUGUCCUUCGAAGGGAACAGGGCGGAGACCCACCAGGCCCGUGACGAGUACGCCAAGGGGGGGGGGCUCGCGGCCAGGAGUUGCUCGGUGACCGCGAGGGGGUGCCACUUCUCGGGCAACGGUGCUACGGCCAUGGCGAAAGCCUCGGCAGGCAUCGGUGGCGGGGCAUACCUGGACGACUCCGACGCGACCGUGAGCGGCUGCCGUUUCGAGAACAACGUGGCGGAGGGAAUCGACCUGUUUGGUCAGCUGGCGUCCUUCGGGGCUGGGCUCGCGACUGGGGGACCCACACAGGUUUUGGACAUGAGCGACUCGAGCUUCGUCGCAAACGCGGCGGGAAAGGGGGGCUCCGGCGGAGGGAUCUGGGUAGAGGACGGUGCGAAGGCGGUGCUGGCCAGGACGAAGUUCGUCAACAACACCGCUGCGUCCAGCUACACCCACAAGGGGGCCGGGGGAGGCGUUGCGGUGUCGGCGUCAGCUAGCCUGACGAUGUCCGAGGGCUGCGUGCUCGAGGGGAACGUGGCUGGGCCAGAGGACGUCGGGGCGUCGGACCCUUCUUGCUUGUCCGGUCAAGGCGGCGGAAUCCACGUCUCCGGGUCGGCCAUCACCCUGUCAGGCGUUUCUCUGCGGAGAAACCGCUGCGAGACGGGGGCUCUCGACGCCGGCUGCUCGGGAGGCGCGGUCAGCCUCACCGGGCGGGGGCCUCAGGCGACGGCUGCCGUGGCAGCACGCGACGACGACAACAACAACAACGACAGCGGAGGGGCGGCCUUUGACGAUUGCCUGUUCGAGGGCAACGAGGCCAGGGGAGCGGCCACGAACAACGUCUACAGCGGGGCCGGCCAGGGCGGCGCCGCGGCGAUCCGCUUCGCCUUUCCCAGGUUCACCGGGUGCAACUUCACCGGCAACGCCGCCGAGGGGGGGGGUGGCGCGGCCCCGGCUACCGGCGGAGCGGUGCUGCUGUUCCUUUCCCGGGGAGGAGGAAGCUCCCCCGCCGCCGCCGCCGCCGCCGCCGCCUCUGAUGGCGGAAUGGAAACCCCGCCCCCGACGUUUGUUAACUGCAAGUUUACCUCAAACAUCGCCGGAUCCGGGGGCGUCCCCACAGACGGGAAUGCCUUGGGGAGGGGUUUCAGGCAGGGGCACGGGAUCGGAGGGGCUCUGGCCGCGAUUGCCUCUUCGCCUCUGCUCUCGGGCUGCUCGUUCUGGAACAACUCCGCCGUGGCGGUGUUCCCGUCAUCUUCUGGCGGAGGAGGGGGGGGGGGGGCGAGCACUACGGUGUCGGGCGGGACCCCUUCCUUCGGAGGGGCAAUAAUGCUCACCAGCGAUUGUUGGGGGACCCGGUUGAGCGACUGCGCGUUGGGGGAUAACCCCCCGGUGAACGGGGUGGGCGGCGACCUCCCCGUGUUGGCAGCGCCGUCCAAGGGGCGCUCUUCGAUGCUCGAUUCGAUCGCGGCUGCCACAGCGGCAACACCACGCACCGCCGUUGCUCCGGAGCCCUCCAGUUCUGCCGGAAGCGCAUCAUCGACCGUCACCCCCGCCGCGGCGCCGGUGGGGGCGGCGACAGCGGCAGCCGCAGGGGCACCGCCAGCACCCUCACAGGCUCCGGCCACACCGGCAGCUGUCCACGGGGCCACCACCGCCGCUGCCGCCAUUCAGCCGAUCUUGGCGUCUUCCCGUAAGUUGCCACCCGGCGCAGCCGCCACAGCGACCGCGGUCCUGUCCGGCUGCAGCUUCCGCCCGGCCCGGCCCCAGAGCGACCCCGCCGUCCCCUGGGCCGACGGGAGGUCGGAGACGGCGGCUUCGCCGUUCCUGUUCGUGCUGGACGGGGGGACGGUGGAGCUAGUGUCCCCGGUAUUCGAGGCCCCGGGGCAGGCGUUUGUGGCGCAGGUUGAUCCGCCGGCCUUUCCCUCCGACAGGGAGAGCGAAAUCUCACAUCUGCGCAUCGUGGGCUCCGGCGGGCCUCAGGCUACCGGCGCGCACCCCGCCUUCACGGGUUUCCACCAAAACGACGGCGCCAAUGGGCGCCGGCCCCGAACCACCGCCUCCGGCGCGAAGUUAUCGGUCGUGUCAGUCGGCGGUCGCGUCUCUUUGGUUGAUACCACGGGUGACGACGACCGACGGGCCGGCAUAAACGACGGGGAACGAUUAACGAAGCCAGCGGUGGCGGCGGUAGAUACGACUCCGUCCGCGCUGCGAGACUUAGCCUUGCUCGGGGCGGAGCUAUUCCUGGAGGGUGGAAGCGACGGGGAUGAGCGGCAACAGCACCGAGGCCUCGCGGUGGAGAAUUCGGCCAGGUUCCGCACGGCCAACGUGUCCGCCGUUGCUUCCGGCGCCGCCAGAAGUGGUCACGAUGAGGCCGCCGCCGAUCGGCGGCGAUGGGCGCGCGGUUCCCCCGCAGAUGCAGCGGUCGCUGGAGUCACCUUGGAGGCCCAGGGCGCGGCGAAACUCGGCGAGGCUUGGGAGCCGAAGCCGUUCUUUCUGGGCACGUCGCUGUCGCAGCGCUUCCCGUCGCCAGAGUCGGCGGAGCUGGCGGGGGAGGGGGCGGGAGCCGUCGAAGGCGGCGGCCGGCACGCGGCGCGUAGCGGGGGCGGCGGGCGCGACGCGGACGACAGAGUGUCGUUUGACGGAGUUGUAGUGAAGUUGGCGGGGGAGUCCGAGGUACAAGGAGGCGUUUCCCUCGCCGAGACGGCGGUGGUUCAGGUGGCGCCGUCGGGAUCGCUCACCCUCACCGGGGACGCCACGAUUCGCAGGCAGACCUCGUCGUCGUCGUCGUCCUUCACCCCGCCGACAGCGGCGUCCGCGUCGCCCCCGCCUGCGGUGCGGAACGCUGGUUUCCUUUCCCUCCCCCGCGGGUUUUCCCUCGCCGUCGCAGGCGGUGUGGAGCAGGGUCCCACCGGCGAAACCGCCAUCGUCCUCCCCGCCCCUCUCUACGCCCCCUCCCCCGCUGCCGGCGGUUGCCCCGAAGGUAGCGGUGAACAACCUUUCGGGGUGGAGAGUGGUGGGGGCCCCGGUACAUGGUUCGUGGAAGGGCAGGGGUGGGGGAGUGCGACCGGGCACCCGCUGGUGGUGGAGUCGGGGGCGACGAGGCUCGCCGGCGCGGUGAACGCCUCCGUGUCUCGUGGCGGCGGGGAAGACGAGAGCUCGCUUUGGCGCAUGCGCGCGGCGCGUGCGCCAAGGAUGAAGAUGAACCGAAAGUGGGCGAUCGUCCGCUUCGGCACCCUAGACGCCGCCCGGAACGUCGACACGGGGUCCCUCUCGGUGCGCGGCCCUCCCGGGGUGUCGAUGGCGCUAGCGAUGCAGAACGUCACCCUUAAAGGAGGAGGCGGGGGAUGGCACGCCCCCCCGCCGAUGCCGGACCCCCUGCAGCCACGGGACCCCCUAAGUCUGCAAGAUCACGAAGAACGCGGGGGGUGGGGUGACGCGAAGUGGACGGAGAGGGAACGGAGUUAUGGCGACGUCGGUGAUCAGCGGUUGGAGUUGGUUCUCCAGGCGGUGUUCAUCGAGUGCCGGAGCAUGCUGCUUUACGCUAACGUCACGACAGCGGGGGGCCCCUGCCAGGCAUGCCUUUUGAACAUGGAGUGCUCCUGGUGUGGAGACCAAGACGGCAUGGGGUGUGUGCCGGUGGAAGAGCGACCCGUCAAGCGCGGCGGCCGGAGGGGCGACGCUGCAUUGUCUUGUCAGACGGGCAGCUGUUGCCCUCUUGGCUGCAACGGCGUCGGCGAGUGCGACUUCUUUUCCGCGACUUGCUCUUGCCGCUGGCUCUACGCAGGUUCCUCCUGCGCCGACGUUAGCACCAAAGGAGCCGUAGCGUUAUCGCUAUCGCUUUCCGCCCUCUUGCUGGUGAUGCUCUCGCUCGCCUGCGGUCGCUCAAGCCAGCGAAAGCAGGUGGAGGCGGUGAUGGGCACGCUGCAGGAGCUCAAGCGAGGCCUGCUCUCCGACACCGACGGGUCUAUCGGAGACGAUGACGUCAACUUGGCGCCUUUCGGGGGAAAAAGCAACAGGAUGGCGUUUUCGAUCGGGGGACGGGGGCAGCUUCCGACAGGAAGGGGCGGGGGCGGCAGCGGCAGCGUUGGAGGGGGCGGCGGCGGCGGCGGGGGUGGCGGGGGUGGGAGUGGGCUUUCGUACCAGCACAUGUGGCCGAGAGACUACAUUCAGGACUUGCAGCAGAAUUUGGCUCUCAGGGACGUGAUGGUGUCCUUCGGCGAGCUGGAGCUGGGGGAGAUGGUCGGCUCGGGGGCCGCGGGGACGGUGUGGAGGGGCUCGUGGCGGGGCGCGGCGGUUGCCGUCAAGGUGAUCAGGAGACCCUUCCACCAAGCGAUGGAGCUCGCCGGCGGCGAUCUGGAGACCUUCAAGAGGGAGGCGUACCUCAUGACCAGGUUGCGUCACCCCAACAUCGUGUUGAUUAUGGGGGUGGCGUUCGCUCCCCCAGGGCACCGGAUCACACUGGACGGCGACGGGACGGCGUCCAUGUCGGUCAGCAGGAGGAGGGAGCUGGGCUUCGAGGGCUUAGGGACUAGUACGCAGGGGAGCCUUUGCAUCGUGACGGAGCUCCUGUCCCGCGGCAGUCUGGAGGACGUCAUCCGAAGAGGAGGCCUGCGUACGGCAAGCUACGGCUUGAUUCUGGACCUGGCUCUCCAGCGCCUCCGUAUGGGAUGUGGCGAUAUGUAUUGCACUCCCUACUGUUCAAAGGCGGCGCGCGGGAUGCUCUACUUGCACACACACAACCCGGCGAUCGUGCACCGGGACUUGAAAAGCAGCAACCUUGUCAUCGACGAACACUGGCAUGUCAAGGUGACCGACUUCGGCAUGUCCCGGUUCGUACCGGGACCAAUGCCUACCGUCGUUACCUCCUCUGCAGCUGCUGGUCGUGGCGACUACAGCGACGAUGACGAAGGCGAGGCGGGGGCCGCCGCCGCCACCGCCGCAGGCUCUGGCUCCGCUCACCCCCUUGCUACCCGGCAAGGCGGCGGUGCGGGGACAGGCGGCGCCACUGACGACGCUGACGAGGACCCUCUCGAAAGGAACGAGGAGAAGGACCCGCUCACCGUUCCUGCUGCCAGCAUUGAGCUUGGCCGCAGCGGCAGGGGCGGUGGCGGGCGGGUAGGUGGCGCUUUGAAUGGUGUCGCUCGCUGGGGACGGGGCUCCAGGCCGACCGCGGGGGGGGCGGGGGCGGAAGAGCGAGGGCUGGGGCUGACUACUAACCUCGGGACGGUGGCAUGGGCCGCGCCGGAGAUGUUGCGGGGAGGAGAGGGUGGCCGUGCGGAGUAUACGGCCAAGGUGGACGUGUAUUCGUUCGGUGUUGUCAUGUGGGAGCUGUGGGAGCGGCGACGGCCCUUCGAGGACCUUCGGAGCCGCUUCGACAUCGCAGACACGGUGGCGGCCGGAGGACGGCCUCCGAUCGGGCGGGGUUGCCCCCCGCCCUACGCUGACCUGAUUCGACGGUGUUGGCACCAGGAUCCAACGAAACGGCCGUUCUUCCAGGAUGUUGUCGAAGACUUGGAAGCCGAGAUCGAGGCUGCCCAGGCCGUGACAGAGUUGUAG
Ectocarpus siliculosus is the source of this 6594-nucleotide messenger RNA. NCBI's taxonomy places the organism in Eukaryota, Phaeophyceae, Ectocarpales, Ectocarpaceae. The record is from the annotation of a GenBank genome assembly.